This is a messenger RNA of Diatraea saccharalis (sugarcane borer), 1112 nucleotides long. NCBI's taxonomy places the organism in Eukaryota, Metazoa, Arthropoda, Insecta, Lepidoptera, Crambidae. The record is from the annotation of a GenBank genome assembly.
UCCGUUCCAAGCUAAUUUAUUAUUUAUUUCUGAGAAACUUUUCAUCUUCCGUCUUCAUACUUCAGUGGUGUUAACGUAUAAAAUUGCUGUGACAAGUGGUUUCUCGCCAUGCAGCGCGCGGGUGGGAGAAGGGCCUGUGCGCCAUGAGCCACACUCCUAUAGGCGGCCACCCGCAAGGUUGGGAUCACAAGCUUGCUGACAGGUCGUCGCUGCCGCCGGCAUCUGGGGAGGAGAAGAGCAAAUCUCAGUCCAAAUAUGUGUUCACUCAACCACAUCCCUCUAAGACGGGGAUGGCAUGGCGCGAGCAGACGGAGGGUUCGUCCGGUAGUUCAGCGCGCUCGCCCGCCUCGCCGCCGUACAUGCGCUGGGCGCGUAGUCUGCCGGACCUGCUCGAGGACGCGGAGGGCGUGCGUCUGUUCCGCAAGUUCGUCAGCGACGCGGGGGGCCUGCACCUCGACAGGCUCAACUUCUACUUCGCGGUGCACGGACUGCGCCAGGAGACCGAGCCCGCCAAGAUAUGCCAGGUCGUCUCCGCUAUAUACAAAUUCCUGCGCAAGUCACAGCUAGCGAUGCCCGAGGAGUUGAAGCAGUACGUGAAGCAGAGCCUCAAGGAUGGAUCGAACAUCGAGAGGACUAUAUUCGAUAAUAUGGAGAAAGAGGUAACGCGGGCCAUAAACGAGACGACGUAUCAGGCGUUCCUGAGCUCGGAGGCGUACGUGUCGUACGUGAGCGCCGCCACGCAGCCGCUGUCCUCGCCCGACCACUCGCCGCCCGCGCCCGCGCCCGCGCCCGCGCACAGAGAGGGGCAGGAGGUGUGCGGGGGCGCGGGCGGGGGCGGGGGCGGGUACGGCGCGGCGCCGCGGCUCACGCUGGACGCGCUGCUCGCCACGCAGUCGCGCCGCCUGCACGCGGACGUCGCACCCUUGACUGAUAUAUCCAUGUCUCGUUUGCCCCCAUGUUUGUGUCUCGCAUGCUCGAUGCCCCGCCGCAUUGUAUACACGCUAAACGCUGUCCCGCCGCUGGACCACCACGCCACCCCACCCACAUAUCCCCCUACCGAAUAUCGAUCACCACCAUCCUUUUCGUAUCCUUCACUACUUCUAUCGCUGUAA